UCCCAGAUAACCCCACCUUCGGGAGCUCUGUACUCGUGCAAUCACACAUGGAUUUGCCACCUCAGCCCAGGGUGCUUCCUGCUACAGAGGCAGGGCAGCCAAACAGCUGAGAAUGGGCCAGGCACGUGCAGGAAAGCUCCAGAACAUGGCUGUCCUUUCCUCUGCCAAAGCACUCUUCCACCCAUUGCUGAGCACAUGCUUGUAACUCCCAAUAAAUCCAAGGUGCUAGAAGAUAAAGCAGUGGCAUAAGGAAGGCAAGAAACCUGAAAAUUACCAUUCUGGUUGGACUAAUGACCCAAUUUAGGCUGGUUUCCUGCUUACUGUGACUUUUACCAAGUACUUCAGAAGACAAUCUGAAAACCUCCUGCUUCAGAAGUGCAUGCAAGGAAAGGGAGCAGCUGUGCUUACAGAAAACAAGCUGUCUGUGUGGAGUUGAGAACUAUUUCUGAAAUUUGUUUUGGGGGUGUUUUAGCUCCUUAGGCUGUGGCUUUUAGUCCUGUGGAUGCCUAGCCUCCAUGGGAAUGUUUCUCUCCAUCCUCCCUUGCGUCAGUGGGGUAAUUUUGGUCUGGCUCCUGUGUACGUCCUUUUAAAUGGCAUGCAGACUGUGGUGGUCCCCUGCCCUUCUGGUACAUCCCCGGAUUUCAGUCAUGCAGCAGGCAGCUUUCUUAGCGCCCGGUUCCUUGCUCCCGUGGCGUUUCCAUGCAAUGUCUGUGCUUUGCGCAGCCGUCUCCUCGAGCUCGGGCUGUGGCCUGAACGCCGUCCUCUGGGGCAGUCUCAGCCCAUCCUCAGACUCAUUGAGCUCAUUAGGGAGGAAAAUGUAAUCAGCGCUGUUCUUCAAGGACCGGGACGUGACAGGAAGCAGCGAGAGCCAGCAGGGCAGUGCCACGGCUGCCAGAGCAGCGCACGCAGCACAACAGCCCUGCAGUUCUGCUGCGUCACAUCGGGGCUCCAUGGGUGCAGCAUGCACACAAAAACUGGCCUGGCCCCGACCAGAGCGUGCCUCCAGCAGAUCCUGCGCCACCCCUGUGACCACCUGUACUGAGACAGCAAAAACAGAAUUUGUGUUGUGCCGGUGAGCAGCGGCGGGGAGAGCAGGAGAUUCCCAUGGCCUAGAGGAGGUGGGGACCCGGCCGGGUGUCCCUGAGCAGGAUCCGGACGCGCCCGAGCCGAGCAUGCCCGAGCCGGCGCCACUCAGCGCGGACAAGAGAGCAGCAGAGAAGAAGCGUGCGGAGAAGGUGGGAGCGAAAGGCAGCACCGCGGUGCCUGCAGUCCCCAAGAGCCUCCCUGUGAAGACGAAGGUGGAGCCCCACAGCCUGGACCCCGCGGAGGAGCCGCUCAUCUGGGAAGGGCUCACCCUCAACAAGUGCAUCCUGGUGGCCUCCAUCGUCGCCCUGCUCAGCGUCAGCUUCCAGGUGCUCCAAGCGCCGCCGUGCUCCAGGGACGGUGUCAGCAGCAGCAGGCAGGAGCCUCCAGCACCUCCCAUCCCCGAGGUCACCGUCACCAAGGAGGAGGCCCCAGAAGUGGAGGCUCCCCAGCCCGUCCAGCCUGAAAGCAGCAUGCUGGAGGACGACGACAGCGAUGACGACGGUGAUGAUGACGACAACAACGAUGCUGACAGCAACCUGGCCGAGCCCUGGAUCUUCAAGAAGUGGUUUGGCCGCUCGGAGCCGAAGGAUGAGGAGGAAGAGCCCGCAGAGGAACCUGAGGAGCCACCAGCUAAGGUGGAGGUGAGGAAGGGACGGGAAAAGCCCCGAGCCCCGGAGAAGAAGGAGGAGAAGGCCAAGGACAGCCGCACAGCCCCGGCAGAGAGGAGCGGCCGGCAGGAUCCGCGCCCCAAGGACCGGACCACUGAGGACAAGCCCAUCAGAGCCCCCAGGGCACCCAAGGAGCCGGAGCAGCAGCCGCACAAGAAGCGGGGCCGGGAGGGGAAGGAGAGCCGGCGGGAGCGGGACGAGCCCCGGAGGGACGGAGGCAAGAGCCGCCCCAGCAGGGCCGAGCGCCAGGAGGGCACCCGACGAGACUGGCGGCAGCCACGGGGCGAGCAGAGGGGCAAGAAGCCCUGGGAGCAGGUGGGGAAGGACGGCACGGACAGGCCCCGGGAGGGCAGGCGGCGCGACUGAGGCUGGGACAAGAGGGGCUCGGUGGCGCUGCCCCAGGGGGACCCGAUCCUGCCACCACCCCCUGGCAAGGGCUGCGGAUACACGGACUCUGUCUGUCUGCCAAGCCCCUGUGGUCACAGCCCUGCUGUGGCUGGAGAGGAGCCGGGGGGCUGGUGCGGUCAGAGCGUGGUUUGGGGACAUCGGGGUCCCACUGUGCCACCCGCCCAUGCCAUCUGGCCAAGCACGAGCCUUUGUGAGGACUUUGGGUCCCCUUGGAUGAGCUGCACAAAGGCAACCCAAAAAGGAGCAGGGAAACGAGCUCCCCUCCACCUGGGCUUCGUGCCCUCACUCCAUCCCCAGCAGACAGCGCUCCUGCAGCUCGCCUGUGCUCCGUGCUGCAACUGCGGCACCUGCAGCGUGGGCACAGGGCAGCCGGCACAGCGAUCCCAGCGAACAGAGGGUGUCUCCAGACCACUUAGCUCUUGAAUUCAGUUACUGGUUUUAUUGAAAGCAAAUCAAAGAGAGAAGUGUGUUCUGGGUUAAAGAAGCCAGGCUGCUGCCAGCCUUGGAGGGACAACAGGGAACGGACACCCGGCCCCGCUGCACGGAGGUGCGAAGCUUGCCCGGAGCGAAACCCCGCUGGCAGCGCCAUCGCCGGGGCUCCCCUUGAACCUGCCUUCCCAGAGUCGCUUUUAGGAACAAAGCACAAGUGCAAUAUCAUGCAGCGCUGUAGCAACUACAGGAGACGUUCACAGCCCCAAACCACAGUGGGUUUGAGUAUUUGCUAAACCAAUAGAGGUUAAAAUAAAC
This is a messenger RNA of Cygnus atratus (black swan), 2909 nucleotides long. It is a transcript of the gene JSRP1, whose product is annotated as junctional sarcoplasmic reticulum protein 1. The record is from RefSeq and is a predicted model, not a curated record. The transcript has 7 exons. Bases 1173 to 2120 code for a protein of 315 amino acids. Lineage: Eukaryota; Metazoa; Chordata; Aves; Anseriformes; Anatidae.